AUGAAGAGGUUUUUGUACACUCAGCAUGUUCCUGAAGUACAAUCAGUGGAAAUAGUGACCUAUAUGUUAAAGGGAGUUGCUCAGAAAUUGUGGCCGGAGUUAUGUUAUACCUUGCAAAUAGAGUUAAUAGAUAUCCCUUGGAAUAGAUUCAAGAUGGAAUUUUACGAGAAAUAUUUCUUGCAUGCACUUCGCACUGCAAAGAAGUUGGAGUUAAUGCAGCUGAAGCAAAAGAAUAUGUCUGUUGCUGACUAUACCCGUGAAUUCAACAACAUGUGCCGCCUUUCAAGAGUUUGUCAAGGAAAUCCAGCCGACUAUGAGGAAUGGAAGUGUGCUCAGUAUGAGAAAGGACUUAGGAGAGACAUCUUUAACUACGUGUAUCUGCAAAGGAAGACUAUGGGGACUGCUCCAGAUGAGCCACAUAGAACCGGGCUAGAUGAAUGCUACAAGUGCGGGAAGCCGGGGCACACGGCUCAAGACUGUCCACACAGGAAACACCGGAAUGUAACCGAAACCGAUUUUCAGACCCGAGCCCUUAUGCCUCAGCCUUCAGCAAAAACAAAAGAAAAAAAAAGGAGAAAGGGAAAAAAACGGAGAGGGGGAAAAAAGGAGAAAAAGGGGGAAGCGGAAAUAGAGAAGAGGGAGAACGAAGGGGAGAAGAGAGCCGAGGAUGGAGAGGGAGGAGAAAAGGUCGCCGCUGUCCAGCUCGCACCACCAUCGUCACACACUACUACUGCCUCGUGGCCACCGCCGCACCUUGUUGUCGUAAUCAGAGCCACCACCGCCGUCUGUUGA
Arachis stenosperma is the source of this 792-nucleotide messenger RNA. RefSeq lists its product as uncharacterized. The transcript is spliced from 3 exons. NCBI's taxonomy places the organism in Eukaryota, Viridiplantae, Streptophyta, Magnoliopsida, Fabales, Fabaceae. Gene Ontology annotation, molecular function: zinc ion binding; nucleic acid binding. Bases 1 to 792 code for a protein of 263 amino acids. The record is from RefSeq and is a predicted model, not a curated record.